This is a messenger RNA of Acanthoscelides obtectus, 2879 nucleotides long. Lineage: Eukaryota; Metazoa; Arthropoda; Insecta; Coleoptera; Chrysomelidae. The record is from the annotation of a GenBank genome assembly.
CUGGGCGCCCUAGAGAUGCAAACCUGUUUUGGUCCAUCUUCCUUUUUCUUUGUUUUGAUCAUUCCUUUUCCGCCACGUUUCUGACGCUUUUUUUCUUCUUCUACAGGAUUAUCAUCUCCUAUUUUUACUUUUUCGAAUUCUGAUGGCAGAUUCUUUUCUAACCACUGCUUACAUUUAUCAUAUUCAGGAUAAUAUUCACAAUACUGGAAUAUAAAAACAGUUUUAAAAAAAAAUCUUCCAAAAAUGAAAUAGCAACACCUCUAUUGGCAUACUACAGUUUCCACAAUAGGUCACUUGAAUCGGGUAGGUCACUCUUUCCUUGGGGCCCAUGGCUAAUUUAUCAUCUGUAGCAGUAGUCAUUUUAUUUAAAUUGUUGAUUUGAUCGUUUCAAUACCCUUAAUCACGAAACAUCCCUUGAUUUGAUGUGAUCACCAUUGACUUAAUCAUAACCUCACUUGUCAUGAGAGCUGUCACGAUUAGAUACCGUCCAUGGUUGCCAUUACCACCCGUGAGAGGCAUAGAUGAAUUGGACGGAGAUACAAGUGAGCUGAUUUUUCCAAAGAUUUAUCAACAUUUUCAAAAUUGAUCUGGCAAUUAACGGUACAACGUGGUGUUGAUAGAUCAAGCAAUCAGCUGUUAAUGACAUAAGGCGGAUGGAAGAUGUUUUGAAAAACGUCAUUGGUUUUGAGUGGCAUUAACCAAAUUCCAAAACGGAUAUUAAAAUAUUUAAAUUUGCCCCCUAUAGUAAGCAACAUGAGGAGCAACGUGCUGAAAAGUAGCAUUGAAAAAGCAACAUUCACUAUUAUUUGUCAGGUGUUAUUUAGAUGUAUAAGUUUUAUUUUAAAUGCUUACAUCAUUAGAACUGUAGGCCAAGAUGUUCUAGGUAUUAUGAAUGUAAGAUUGUUGCUUUUAGAAUCAACAAUCUUGUUUCUCUCACAAGAACCCAUAUUCAAAGCUUGUUUAGCAGAUACAACCUCCCAAAACUGGGCACAAAUAGUGAAUCAAGUUUGGAUAUCAGUACCACUAUGUAUCUGUAUAUCAUCAGUAUUGGUUUAUAUCUGGAUAAACUUCUUGAGUACAGUUGACCCUGUAUACCUAUCUCAAUAUAAAAUAGGAUGUUACGCUAUGGCUGUAUCCUGUAUCAUUGAGCAGGUGACUCAGGUGAUGGUAUUAGCAUCACAAAGCUAUUGCUUUGUGAAACUUAAAGUGAUGUUAGAUACAGUCUAUGUAAUAAGCAGAACAAUAAUUUUUGUAUACUUUGUACACAAUAAUCCAAGCUUUGCAUUGAAUGCAUUUUCAAUUGCUCAGGUGGCAUCUUCCAUUAUAUUGCUUUUAUUAUAUGUUGGAUUCUUUGUUUGGUACAUAUCAGCCUUGAAUGAAUUCAAGAAGAAGGAACUGAGUAAACAUGCCAUGUUUUCAGAUAUGACAGAUUUUCCCUUUACUUCUGUAAAAGACUUUCUACCAGGAGUAAUGGCUAAUCAUCAGGAUUCACUACUAGAUAAAAAGACAUGUUUACUGACUGUCAGUUUUCUGAAGCAAUCUGCAGUGAAACAAAUUCUAACUGAAGGCGAGAAAUAUGUCAUGACAAUCUCACCAGUGCUCACCUUUAGUGAACAAUCAAUGUAUGAUAUUGUAAACAAUUUGGGUAGUCUAGCUGCAAGGUUCAUAUUUCGCCCAAUAGAAGAAUCUUCAUAUUUUUACUUUACGCAGAUGAUCAAAAGAGAUGUUCCAUUGGAGGAUCAAAAUCAGGGAAAAAUUUCCGAAUCCGCAGAGGUGGUGGGCCAGCUUGGUAAGAUUGUCACGAGCAUAGGUCUAGUGAUCGUCGUAUUUGGCCAGUCCUAUAGCCAUGCCUUCCUUUAUUUAUAUGGAGGUAAGCAGCUAGUAGAGCCAGAUCUACCUGUACUGCUAAUGCGAUAUCACAGCUUUGCCAUUGUGCUACUUGCUGUCAAUGGUGUUACUGAAGGUUACGUUUUUGCCACUAUGGAUAAUCAGCAAAUAGACAGGUAUAACUAUCUCAUGGUGAUAUUUUCCAUCGUGUUUUUGCUGAUAUCAUACGUCUUCACAUGUACCAUAGGACCUGUAGGGUUUAUUUUAGCAAAUUGCUUCAAUAUGUCAGCAAGAAUCAUUCAUAGCAUAAUUUUCAUUAGAAAAAGAUACAAGAAUACUAGACAUAAUCCUUUGAUAGGAUUUUUUCCAGGAAAGAAAUUCUUAUCUGUCCUUAUACUUUCCGGGAUUCUAGCUAAAAUUUCAGAGAUGGUGAUUUAUGAGAAGUCUCUACUGUUACACAUCUCAAUUGGAGCUGUUUUAUUUGCCACAGUUGCAUUUUUUUGGUGUUUGGAAAAUUUAAAGUCACUAAAAUUAGGUUAUGACAAAUAUAAAAGAAGAGUUUCUCUCAAAAUGGAUUGACGUGUGCCAAAAUAUCACAAAGCCAAAGAUACCUUGUUAAUAAUUGUUCGGGAGUAAACACAAUAGAUUUCAAAUGAACCCUUAGAAAAAAGUUAAUGGCGUCAAAUCAGGAGAUCUAGCAGGCCAUUCAAUAGGCCAUCUUCGCAAUAUCCAUUUUUCUGGAAACUCGUCGUCUAGCCAUUGCCGAACAGGAAGAACAUAGUGAGGAGGAGCGCCGUCUUGCCGGAAAUAUGUAUAUUUCAGCCCCAUCAAGUACGAGUAUAGGGUUUCCAUCCUCUUUGAUUUGGUUUUCAAUGGUUUCAGCGAUAAGCGGAUUGAAGGUAUUUUCCAACAUAUCCAAAUAAAUGUCUCCAUUCAAAUUUCUAUUAAUAAACAAUGGCCCAAUCACUGUGUUUCCUAAAAUGCCUGCCCAUACAUUAAUUUUUUGGGGGUACUGUGUAUGCCCUUCAAAAGCAUGAGAAUUUUCUUUACUC